AUGGACAAUUCCAACGGCCGCCCUUCCUCAGCGGCGGCCAUCGAGCUGCAGCACCAAGAAGAACAACAACAGCAGCAGCAGCAGCGGCAAGCCCAUGCUGCUCUCGGCGGCGCCAGGGCUCGCAGCACUUAUUCUCUAGGCCCAGAGACGCCCAGCGCCACGGGAGAUUCGAGCGGUGGCUACUUUGACGCCGCCAUGAACCUGCGUCCCCAAGCCUCGCGCCAGUCUGUCCGCUCGACCUCGCACCUCUCAGGCAUUGUCGGGCCCCAUGGGGAAUCCCGCCCGGCUAGCCGGAACUCGAAUCGCCGACCGAGCAUUCGCAUUCGCCGCCUCUCGAACGCAUCAUCCUUGAACCCCCAGGAUACCGAUGUGGCCGCCGUCGCCUCCGCCUCCUCCGACGCGCUCGCAGCGGGCGCCGGCCCGUCCUUGGCACAACAUGGACGCCCUCGCAGCGUCUCGCAGCCUAUGCUCGACCCAGCGGCGCGGGAGAGCGACGCUGCUAGGCACUCGCGUCGCGCACCUCAAAUUGCCAUGCCGCGACUGACCGAAGAGGGCUCACGCCCAACAAUGCAGGAGCUUGGCAUUCCUGGCAGCCACCUGUCUCCCACAACCUCUCUCCCCGAAAGCAUCACCCGACAGCGACCCGAUUCUCUCGAUGCAGACCCCAGCGCUUCCCAGCGAAACAGCCGCAGACGCUUUAGUCGAAUGUUCUGGCCUAGCGGCAACGGCGCUGCAAGGCGCCGUUCGCAGGACGCAACGUCUCGAGGAUCUCGAGCAUCCAUGUACCAGGAUGACGAGUAUGACGAGCAUUUGGUAGACUUGCUGGAUACCAUCGAUCCCGAAAUCCAAACACUAUCGACCCUCACUAACAUUCAAAAUUCCCUAUUCGUUCCCGAUCUGGGGAAAUUCAUCAACAGACGCCCUACGUACACACUUACUCAGCACGACAUGGAACGGGUUGUAUCUCGACCUGGGACAUCCGAGCCGAGAACUUCAGGGGCUCAGCAGGAACCAAGAAUAUCUGGUGUUGCGCCUGAUGAGCCGAUUGAAGAAGUACCGCCUCAAGUGGAAGCGCAAGCAGAAGCUGAGGCCGAAGCGGAAGCACCACCGGCCAUACGAAGAACCGAUACCAUCACCUCGCGAUUGAGCGACUCUCAUUAUGCUGCACUACCCCAUGGUGCAUCGCUCGCAAACUGGACAGAUGCGGAGAAAUGGGAGCUUGACGACCAUGUUCGCCAUAUGCUACACUCUCGACGAUCCAAAUUCAAGCGAAUGAUGAAGGGCUUCGGACAAUACGUAAGCCGGCCACUCGGAUUCCUGGUUACCUUCUACGCUGUGUGCAUCACUGCUUUUGGCCUUGCUUGGGUUCUGUUCUUGAUUGGGUGGAUUUAUGUCGGCGACAAGCAAGAAUACACCCUGCAUAUCAUUGACAGUGUCUUGGUUGCUCUCUUCUUGGUCGUCGGUGGUGGCAUGGCUCCUUUCCGCGCUAUGGAUACCUACCAUCUGGGCUUUGUCAUCCACUAUUGGCGAAAGAUGAAAAAAGCACAGCUCAAGAGGGGGGAUAUUGAGGCGCCAGACACUGGCGAAGCAUCAGAUGUCUCUGGUGCUCCGGCAGUUGAUGCCAACGGCAAGGAGCCAUCGCCGCCGAAUCCAGUCGGCCAGGCGGGACAAGAACCGUUUCCCCAACUUCGCACACCCAGCCAAUCGCCAAAAGAGCAAGACGUCGAAGUCGAAGAGGACGAGCUGGAAGACUUGUAUCCGCUCACACUCAAGCAGCAGAAGCGCUUCCUGCAUCAUCGCGAUAAGCUAGUCAAAUCACACAGCUUCUACAAGCCGCACGAAACCUUUACUCACUACAAGUUCCCGCUCAGCUUGCUGAUCACCGUCAUCAUUUUACUCGACUGCCAUUCAUGCCUUCAGAUUUCGCUGAGUUCUACCACGUGGGGCAUUGACUACCACCAUCGCAACCCGGCCAUCACGACGACCAUUCUCUGUGUCAGCAUCACAACCAACAUUGUGGCCGGUUUGGUCAUUAUGCGAGGCGACAGGAAGACGCGCAAGAAGGAUGUGGUGAAGCUUAUAGACCGCCAGGAACUGACGAGCGAUGCAAUGAAGAAGGUGGCGAAGAAGAAGGAAAAGAGACAAGAAAAGGAAGAGGAAGAGGACACGCCGCGUAUUCUCAGCAAAUAA
Molecule: messenger RNA, 2190 nt
Organism: Akanthomyces muscarius
Lineage: Eukaryota; Fungi; Ascomycota; Sordariomycetes; Hypocreales; Cordycipitaceae
Exons: 2
Coding region: 1-2190 (729 amino acids)
Source: RefSeq, a predicted model, not a curated record